This is a messenger RNA of Eimeria tenella, 591 nucleotides long. RefSeq lists its product as uncharacterized. The coding region runs from base 1 to 591 and encodes 196 amino acids. The record is from RefSeq and is a predicted model, not a curated record. Lineage: Eukaryota; Apicomplexa; Conoidasida; Eucoccidiorida; Eimeriidae. The transcript has a single exon.
AUGGCAAAUAGUGAGGUCCCUCGCUCAUCACAUGACUUUCCGGACGUACUGGAGCUGGGCUUGCCUUCCUCCAAUCGAAGUGUGGCUGACAUACGCGCAGAGACAGUACAGCUUGUCAGCAACUUCGGUGAGGAAAAGAUUGUGGGUAGGGGCUCUCUUGUCGAGGGUAAGUACCUCUUGCUUGAACAGCUACAUCCUACAUCAUGGGCUUUCUCUGGUGUUCCUGAGGACAGUGGCUCUACAGGCGGGCAGCUGCAGAUACAUCUGAAGCCAUCUGAUGCUGCUUCUGCGCAUGAAUCUGUUGCUCCUGCCACCAGAAGCAGCUGCUACGACAAUGGCGGUCUUGACCAGUCGACCACGUGGAAACAAACCAAUGGUUCUUGGAGCCGGACGAGCGAGCCACCCUACCUUUCUUCUGAACCUCGUUCUAGACCGCUGCUUCUCCCUCCUGACAAAGGGGCAGCAAAAGCUACAACAGGAGCAACAGGAGCAGCUCUUGCAGCAGCGGUAGUCUCUGUACGCUUCGAUGUGGUCGUCUCCCGGCAGGCAGCGGUCAAAUCCCAGGGUUUCUGCAUUGAUCCUUCCAUGUAG